GCAGCCACUCUCAUUAACCGGAUCAAGGGAUUAGGCUAAUGUAUGUAGGACACAACCAUGCCAGUUCUAUUACUGUACACCUGCCUUGCAUACACAGACAGGAUCAUUCGAUGGAGAGACUGAGAGGGGCAUUCUCAACUCUGUCUCAGUUGGAAUUACGAAAGAGAAUGCUACCAUCUACCUGAGGGGUCCCUGGGACACCAUUCACUUCAGCUGUCCUGGAUCAGAACAGACCGGGGUCUUCAGACCAUGUGUGUUUGAAAUGAGACCGUCAUAAAAGCUUGGAUCUUGGCCGUGAGGUGCUCAGAAGACGAGGGUGCUGAUGGAGGACACCAACAUAUUUCCUCCUAAUGUAUCUGUCUACAGGUUGUCAGCCGAGGGGGAGACUGCCGUUGGUGUUUACUUGUUGAUAAUAGGGUGGCUCUCCUGUCUAGGUAAUGGAGUGGUGAUUCUACUGUUGGUCAAGCAGAGACACAGUCUUGAGCCACAGGACUUACUCACUCUCAAUCUGGCUGUGUCCGACGCUGGCGUCGCGAUCUUCGGCUACUCCAGAGGGAUACUGGAAAUCUUCAACUUGUUCAGGGACGACGGCCUGCUGAUCAAGACCAUCUGGACCUGCCAGGUGGACGGCUUCCUGAUCAUGCUCUUUGGGCUCAUCAGCAUCAACACACUGACAUCCAUCAGUGUCGUUCGCUACAUCAAAGGAUGCCAGCCCAGCUAUGCUCAUUAUAAUAACCACUGUAACGUUGCCGUGGUGAUUGUGGCAGUGUGGCUGUGUGCCCUCUUCUGGGCUGGAGCGCCCCUGGUGGGCUGGGGGAGUUACACAGCUCGUAAGUAUGGGACGUGUGAGAUAGACUGGGUCCAGGCCAGGUUCUCUGUGUCGUACAGACUCUAUGUCAUCCUCAUCUUCACCUUCAACUUUUUCAUCCCAUUCGUGGUCAUAUGGUUCUCCUACGUGUCCAUCAUCCGGACGGUCAACAACAGCCACAAGUCCAGCAGAGGGGGAGCGGUCAGCGAGAGGGAGAAUCAGAUGGAGCGCAGUAUAACAACAGUGUCUCUGAUCCUGUGCUCAGCCUUCCUGCUGGCCUGGUCUCCCUACGCAGUCAUCUCCAUGUGGUCUGCCUGUGGUCACCAGGUGCCUCCUCUCCACAGCAUCCUGGCCAGCCUGUUUGCUAAGUCAGCCAGCUCCUACAACCCCUUCAUCUACCUGGGCCUGAACUCCAAGUUCAGACAAGACUUCAGAGCCCAGUUCCACUGCCUGCACCACAAACCGGACCUCUCCCACAGGCCCGACGAGGUGCAGAUUGACCUGGACAUUAUGGAGGUGAAUGGAGGGGUGGAUGACCUGGACUCUGGGGUAGAGCUGGGUAGUGAAAGGGGUGUGGAGGAGAGGGGGGAGAACCAGAAGAGUCCUCUUAUGCCCCCGAUGAUAGCCCCGGCUCCCAGUCAUCGCCUGUUCCUGAGGAAACUCAGUGACUCUGGGCGCCUGUGAGCUCUGUCUCUUUGUUUCUGUCUCUCUGUCCCUCUGUUUUUCUCUUUCGGUCUCUCUCUAUUUGUCUCUCUGUUUCUCUGUCUCUCUGAUUCGGUCUCGUUGUCUCUCUCUCUCUCUCUCUCUCUCUCUCUCUCUUGUCCUACGUACUGAGCCACAGCGGAGCUCAGCUCUCACUGUUAACUGUUCACCUCCACAGCACUCUGAUCGCCUGUACACACGUAAAUUUUUCUCACAGCACUGCAACCGUCUGGACUUACUUUUUUUUUUUUUAAUCAAGAGAAGAUUUUUUUGGCCUCACCUGAAUUAUUUGGAAUCACUGAUGUUGAAGGAUUUACAGUAUGUGGCGGCACUAUCAAUUUAGGGUCCGAGUUAAAUCAUAUUUGUUUUACUGUUUUACAUGUUACUCUAAAGCUGUAAAUAAUUUAGUUAUUUAAAAAAAAAAAAAUUGGUUUUAGGUUUGUACACCGUCCAUAAAAUAACUUCCAAUAGCUCAUCAAUCAACGAUGACUUGACUCAAAGGGGGUUAUAUCAGGCGCUGAUGUUGUACAUUCAUUCUCAGUCACUCACAGAGGGCUUGUGUGCAGAAAUAAUGAGGUGGAGAAGUGAGAAAAGGCUCUGCCUUGACCUGAAGUCGCUAAUCUGGGUUUUGUCCCCCCUCUGCCCUGUUGGGAGCCCUGAGGGAGCUUGGGAAACUGGGAGAAUGUGAGCUAGCCCUCACAGGGAGACUGGCUGGUGCACAGCUGAAUCUGUUGGACCAAGAGGAGAAAGCGGAAAACAACACCACAACCACAGAAUGGAAAGAGGUUACUGUUCAAUUCAGUACAGCUUUAUUUGUCCUCUUAUUGCAGUGCAACAACACACUGAAACAAGAGCAACAAUCCAUAGACACAGGUAACAUAAAAACAAUGACUGUGAAAGAGGAACUGCAAUAAAUAUCAGUGUAAAGUCAUGUGCAAAUGACAAGUAGGAUUACUGUAGUACUGUGGAGUGUACUGUACUGUGGCCUGGAAUUAGGAAGGAUAUAGGAUAUACUGUAUGAGGGUAACUCCACUCCAGAGGCUGUGGUUUUAUUGGUCAGCUUGUGCGUCUGCUGAAUAAAUAUUACCAAGUCUCCCCUCAAUAAAACAAACACAAGCCACUGUAAUCCAGUUGGGUUCAACAAUGGAAUUAUAACUGAACAAGUUAACAAUAGUGUCCCUUUGUAAUAACAGCCUGUCUCAGAUAAUGACAAGGUAAUGGCUGCCGUAAGUCCCCUUUCUCUUCCAUGAGUAAUUAUAAACCACAACACAGUGGCUGCGUCCGAAAUGGCACCCUAUUCCCUAUUUAGUGCAUUAGAUUUGACGCGGGUCCUGGUCAAAAGUAGUGCACUUUAUAGGGAAUAGGGUGCCAUUAUGGACACACAGGUGACUUCAGAGUGAAAGUUACCUCAGGGCUCCACGGCAGCUGGAAUUUCAGCAGGACUAAUGACAUGGGACAGGCACACAAUAACCCAUCAGGGGUCCCCAUAACUGACCAAACACAGCUACCCCAGCCCUGCCAACACCACGAGCACGGUGACACAAAAUAAACCAAUCCACCCCUCCAAGAAAAUACCACAAAAACAUUAGCUUGUUAGUGAAAUCCCUCUCUGGAAGAAAGAGCAUCUCUAAUCUAUGUUCGUUUAAAUGUGAUAUUAAACUUUUUAGAUGAUA
Messenger RNA from Oncorhynchus tshawytscha (Chinook salmon), 3183 nucleotides. It is a transcript of the gene opn6b, whose product is annotated as opsin 6, group member b. Lineage: Eukaryota; Metazoa; Chordata; Actinopteri; Salmoniformes; Salmonidae. The transcript has 6 exons. Gene Ontology annotation, molecular function: G protein-coupled receptor activity. The record is from RefSeq and is a predicted model, not a curated record. Gene Ontology annotation, biological process: G protein-coupled receptor signaling pathway. Bases 323 to 1492 code for a protein of 389 amino acids. Gene Ontology annotation, cellular component: membrane.